GGAUGAAUAAGUGAUGAAAUGAAAAGCCUUUAAAGGGAUUGAAAAAUCAUUGAUUGAAUAAAUUGAAGGACUUUUACAGCAAUUAUUAAUUAGCACUCAUUUAGUACUCAUUUUGACUGCAAAUCCGUCACAACUAUUGCUCGCAAACUAUCGUUACUUCCGUUCAUUAGGCGAUCAAAUGACACCAAUUUUGUCAUAAGAUCUGCCAUUAGGUCCCAAACCAUGUCUUUCUGCAGUUGGAAGAGCGAAGAGGUCUAUAGAGACUUCUACAGGACAGGUAUAUACGUGUGCUCUCUAUGCGAUCACCAGCUGUUCUCAUCGGUGACUAAGUUCUCACACCACAGCCCGUGGCCGGCAUUCACGGAGACUAUACUCGCCAAUAGUGUGACGCGAAGGCCAGAGAUGGGCGACGGAUAUGUGGGCCGAAGCGCUCUGAAGGUGGUUUGCGGUAAAUGUGGUAACGGUUUGGGACACGAGUUCCUGAAGGGCGGACCCGACGGCAAUUGGAAUAAAGAGGAAAUAUAUCGAGACUUUUGGAAAUGUGGGAUUUAUGUUUGUUCCAAAUGUGAUCACCGAUUGUUCUCGUCGGCGACCAAAUACAGACACCACAGCCCGUGGCCCGCAUUUUCAGACGUUUUGGCCAACGAUAGUAUCGGUCGGCGCCGCGAUUUAGGCGAAGGUUUUGUCAGUAGAUUAGCGUUUAAGUUAACAUGCGGUAAAUGUGGCGCUGGUUUGGGACACGAGUUGGUGAAUGAAGGACCAGAAGGAAAGUCACGCUUUUGAAUCUCAUCGGAAGCGCUCAAGUUUAUCGCUGAAGAAGGUAU
Messenger RNA from Medioppia subpectinata, 824 nucleotides. The record is from the annotation of a GenBank genome assembly. Lineage: Eukaryota; Metazoa; Arthropoda; Arachnida; Sarcoptiformes; Oppiidae.